AUGGUUGGUGUGCCCGGUAGAUCCAAGGCAUGCGUCACCUGUCGGAGGCGUAGAAAGGGUUGCGAUAAGAAAGUGCCCUUUUGCGGCCAGUGUCUCACUCUAGGUAUCCCAUGCGAGGGAUAUGAGCGUCAACAAAUAUGGCUCAUCACCGAAGGAUCCACGCAAAAAUCAUACACCAAAUCUCCAUCACGAAGUCCAUCCUCAUCACCAAGCUCAACUUCGGGAUCGGUGGUAAUACUUCACGACUCACUUACAAGGACAGCCAGAGCCCAAAAGUUCACUGGUCUUUUCUGGUCAGAUUAUCUGUCUGGUGGAAGUGGUUAUUCCCUAAAAGCCUCAGGUAUAACCAGUACCAAGUGGAUGAAGCUCUAUGAGGCUCUGAGCGAAGUUGAAGCUAGUCUUCAAUACGUCGCUAUGGCACUCAGCACAGCGACGCUUGGCGCCACCAACAAUGACAUCCAGCUCAUGAACAAGAGUCAACAGGCGUAUGGCCUAGCAAUGCAGCAAAUGGCAACGUCAUUUAUAUCUCCGUCACGAAACAAGGAUGGUAUCCUCGCUUCUAUCCAGCUCAUGCGAGUAUACGAGCAAUUAUUCGGCACUGGCAUUUCCGCAGCUCAAAAGAACUCGCCCGUAUCGCAGAUCAAGGGUUUCAGAAAGCAUAUAGAUGGGGAGACUGCUCUCAUUUUAAGUCGCGGACCUGAAGAUUCAUGGUCUGCCAUGGGAAAACAGCUUCUUGCGGAUGGCCGUCUAACUUUGAUCAACGCAUACAUCUCACGACGCAAACGAUCACCAUACAACAACGGCUGGAAACAAUCACAACUCUGGCGCUCAGUAACAAACUCCCCCCUCAACCAACUCAUUGACAUAUUGGUUGAAGUACCAGCACUUCUAGAAGACCUCGAUAUCUUCCGAGAAACUCUGAAUAUCGAACUCUAUAAUUCAAUUCUGACUCGAUGUCACUCCUGCGAGGUUGAGAUAUUAGCGCUAGGGUUGGGAUUUGGCGAGUCACUUACUACUUAUGACUACACAUAUACCAGGGAGCCUUUACCGAUACCCAAGAACGAUGAUGAUCUCGCAGUUGUUUAUCUGAGCUGCUAUUACUGGAUGACAUGCAUGUUUAUAUACUCAACAUUGGGCUUCUGCGAACUCGAAUCCAUGGAUAUAUAUGCAAGAAGCCCUAUACUGAGUUACCCAAGCCAACGAAUUGCAAUGUCUUAUGCCUACAAGAUUGCUCACGCCAUACACCUGCUAUUUGACCCUCCAGCCGGAACUUAUAGCUCAGUAGCAGCAUUUUUCCUUCUCGGGACUGCUCUACGAUACCUCAUCAUGAUAGAGACCCACGGCGGCAAUGAAAUUAUGAGCAAGGAGAGGAUGCUCCUGGUGAGCAUAUUUACUAGGCCAUUUCUGGGGAGCUUUGUUGGGAGAUUUCUUCAAAACUUGCAGGUGGAUGAUGGUAUCGACUAUGGAUAUCCUGCGGAUAUACUCUUGGGGAUGAGAGGGGUUGAGUAUAGAGCCAGAGUCUGGUGGUGCGGAAUGAUGCAGGCUGGAUUGCCGGAGUUUACGCUAGAAGAUCCAUGUUAUCCAUCAAAAUAA
Molecule: messenger RNA, 1593 nt
Organism: Fusarium fujikuroi IMI 58289
Lineage: Eukaryota; Fungi; Ascomycota; Sordariomycetes; Hypocreales; Nectriaceae
Exons: 4
Coding region: 1-1593 (530 amino acids)
Biological process (GO): regulation of DNA-templated transcription
Molecular function (GO): DNA-binding transcription factor activity, RNA polymerase II-specific; zinc ion binding
Source: RefSeq, a predicted model, not a curated record